GCGGCCGGCCGGCAGGCGGACGGGAGGGCGGGCGAGCAGGCCCCGGGGCCCGGAGGCUGCGGGCGGCAGUGCAGGGCCCGGCGCGGCGAGAGAGGCCCGGAGGAUGCCGAGCAAGAAGAAGAAGUACAACGCGCGGUUCCCGCCGGCGCGGAUCAAGAAGAUCAUGCAGACGGACGAAGAGAUUGGCAAGGUGGCGGCUGCUGUGCCUGUCAUCAUCUCCCGGGCUCUCGAGCUCUUCCUGGAGUCGUUGUUGAAGAAGGCCUGUCAGGUCACCCAGUCCCGGAACGCUAAGACCAUGACCACAUCUCACCUGAAGCAGUGCAUUGAGCUAGAACAGCAGUUUGACUUCUUGAAAGACUUGGUGGCAUCAGUGCCUGACAUGCAAGGGGACGGGGAAGAUAACCACAUGGAUGGGGACAAGGCUCCUCGCAGGGGCCGGAAGCCAGGCAGCAGUGGCCGAAAAAACGGAGGGAUGGGAAGCAAAGGCAAAGACAAGAAGUUGUCAGGGACAGACUCGGAGCAGGAGGAUGAGUCCGAGGACACAGAUACUGACAGGGAAGAAGAGACACCGCAGCCCCCACCCCAAGCCAGCCAACCCCCUGCCCACUUUCAGAGCCCUCCAACCCCCUUCAUGCCCUUUGCCUCUACUCUGCCUUUGCCCCCGGCACCCCCGGGCCCUUCAGCACCUGACGCAGAGGAUGAAGAGGACUAUGACUCCUAGCACCCUCUGCCCACCACCCCGGGCCAUACCCCCUUUUAGUUGGUUUUAGUUGCUCUGGGGAAAAGAGAAAAGGUGAAGUUGUUCUUAAAUUUAUUAAGUAAAAAAU
Messenger RNA from Jaculus jaculus (lesser Egyptian jerboa), 827 nucleotides. It is a transcript of the gene Drap1, whose product is annotated as DR1 associated protein 1. Bases 104 to 721 code for a protein of 205 amino acids. The record is from RefSeq and is a predicted model, not a curated record. Gene Ontology annotation, biological process: negative regulation of transcription by RNA polymerase II; positive regulation of transcription by RNA polymerase II; transcription by RNA polymerase II. Gene Ontology annotation, molecular function: transcription corepressor activity; RNA polymerase II general transcription initiation factor activity; transcription coactivator activity. Gene Ontology annotation, cellular component: negative cofactor 2 complex; nucleus. The transcript is spliced from 7 exons. NCBI's taxonomy places the organism in Eukaryota, Metazoa, Chordata, Mammalia, Rodentia, Dipodidae.